Messenger RNA from Pseudonaja textilis, 884 nucleotides. The record is from RefSeq and is a predicted model, not a curated record. Lineage: Eukaryota; Metazoa; Chordata; Lepidosauria; Squamata; Elapidae.
GGCUACAGUGACUGUCAGCAUUUCUGUCACCUCGUCUUCCAAACUCCCAGGCGAUGGUGCCGAACUCCGGCUGAUCCUGGUGGGGAAAAGCGGUGGCGGGAAGAGCGCGACGGGCAACACCAUCCUCGGCCGGAGGGCAUUCAAGUCCAUCUUGACAGCCAAGAUCACCACCCUGAGGUGCCAAAGGGAGCAGGGCAGCUGGCAGGGCCUGUUUGACCAUGACGACUACACAGAGGAGGUGCGGCGGGACAUCCUGGCUUGCCUUCAUCUCUCCUGGCCCGGCCCCCAUGCCCUCAUCUUGGUCACCCAGGUGGGACGCUUCACCGCCGAAGAUGCCGUUGCGGCGCAAUGCGUCCGGGAUAUCUUUGGGCCCGAGUCCACCAGGCACACCAUCAUCCUCUUUACCUGCGUGGAGGAUUUGGGCGGGGACUCCCUGGAGGAGUACGUCCGAAACGCCGACAACUGGAAUCUGCGCGACCUGAUCCGGAGGUGCGAGAACCGCUUCUACGGGUUCAACAACAAGGCCGCGGGAGCCGAGCGGGAGAGGCAGGUGUCGGAGCUGAUGGCAAUGGUGCAGAGGACCGUUUUCCAGAAUGGUGGGCAAUACUAUGUCAACAGGCUGUACCUGGAGCCCAACGUACGGGAUGAGCACAUCCGGGAGUUCAUCGAGCAGAACGGCAAGUCAUCCCAAAGCAUCGUCAACAUGCUCUUGCUCUGCACCCUUCCAUUCUCGUUCAUCUUUUAUGUUGGCGGAUGGGCGUUGUCCUGCCUGAAAAAUGUCGUUGUCGUGGCGUUUUCCUGCCUGAGAAGAGGACUUGUCGCUGCGUUCCGAUACUUCUUCCCUUAAGCGUUCGAGUCCUGACUUCGUUUUGUCUCCAGGUCAC